AUGUUGAAACUCAGAAUAUUUCUUUGGAGGUAUAAGUAAAAUAAAUUACAAUAACAAACAUUUCUUGGAUCUCUAAAACAUGCUCACUCAGAAUCCAAUGUCUUGCAUAAUCAUUUCUUUUAAUUACAAUAAAUCCCUAAUGAGUAGAAGGCUUCAAAAAUAUGGACUCAAAUUAAAGUAAAGCAAGAAAUAGAAGAAUAAGUAUCUAAUAUUAAAGCCUAAGCAAAAUUGAUUAAAUUGCCUCAUUUAAAUAAAUAGCAAAUUUUAGAUGCACUCAAAUUAUAUAAUCUUUCAAUCUAAGCAUUAUUAGAAGGAAAAAGAGAGGUUGUUUAAAAUGAUAAAUUUGUAUUUAAAGAUGGACAAUCCUUAUAAUAGAAAGUGGAUAAAAUCAAGGAUUUUCUUAUUAAAAUUACGAAUCAAUGA
Molecule: messenger RNA, 423 nt
Organism: Paramecium tetraurelia
Lineage: Eukaryota; Ciliophora; Oligohymenophorea; Peniculida; Parameciidae
Exons: 1
Source: RefSeq, a predicted model, not a curated record